Messenger RNA from Chiroxiphia lanceolata (lance-tailed manakin), 3577 nucleotides. RefSeq names its product IKAROS family zinc finger 4 (gene IKZF4). The transcript is spliced from 8 exons. The coding region runs from base 975 to 2768 and encodes 597 amino acids. Gene Ontology annotation, biological process: regulation of transcription by RNA polymerase II. Gene Ontology annotation, molecular function: RNA polymerase II cis-regulatory region sequence-specific DNA binding; DNA-binding transcription factor activity. NCBI's taxonomy places the organism in Eukaryota, Metazoa, Chordata, Aves, Passeriformes, Pipridae. The record is from RefSeq and is a predicted model, not a curated record.
GUCCUCAGCCCCAGGAAUAUCCUCAGCCCCAGGAAUAUCCUCAGUCCCAGGAUUGUCCUCAGCCCCAGGAUUGUCCUCAGCCCCAGGAAUGUCCCAGUCCCAGGAAUGUCCUCAGCCCUGGGAUUGUCCUGGGCCUUGGGAUUGUCCUGGGCCUUGGGAUUGUCCUCAGCCCUAGGAUUGUCCUCAGCCCUAGGAUUGUCCUCAGCCCUAGGAUUGUCCUCAGCCCUGGGAAUGUCCUCAGCCCCAGGAAAGUCCUCAGCCCGGGGUGUCCCCUCCACCCCGGUGACACAGAUGCCAGGGUGGGAACAGCGCCAGUGUUGCGACACCAGCCCGUGUUGUCCUUAUUCUGUGCAACCCCUAUAACUAAUUAACUAAUCAACUAAUCCCUCACUAACUAGAACUGCCUCGAGUUCCCGCGGUGCCCGUGGCACUUAAGGACACGAGGCACCUCUUUAGCUGCAGAUCCAGAGCAGCUCUGGGAAUGUGCAUCCCAGACUCCCCGGAUUUGGCCCAUCCAGGAGCAGUUUAAUGUUAAAAUUACGGUUUGGGAAGGGAACAAUUGAUCUGUGUUGGCUCAGGAAGCUCCGUGGGAUGGAGGGACCCCCCGAGGGGGCUGCUGCAGAUCAGCUUUCCUUAUCAAGGAGACAAUUAAUCUCCCAAAUUGUCCCUGGUUUAAUUGUUCUCCACAGCAAAUACUCCAUUCCUGACCCAGCCAACAGCCAAUUAGAGCAACUGCACACAGCCCAACUCCUGUCCCCAAAACUGGGCUCAUUUGGGGUUUUAGCAGCUGGGGAUUGAUCCAGAAAAGCCAUUUGAGCAUCUAAAACAUUGGGUGUCUCUGUGGGGUGCCAGGAAACAAGGACAUGGCAGAUUUUCCUUGGGUUUCAGGGUGGUGGUGGAUUUGGGGUUGGCCAUUGUGAGGCCGCCUGUGGGGUGUUGGUGUUCUGUCCUUGCCCAAAAUCCUGAUUCUUGUCAUGGAUAAAAUGAAGAGGAGACACCUGAGCAGCUUCCAGAGGCUGAUCCUGACUGGGCUCUGCUUUCUCUUCCAGCCAAAGCCCUCAAAGAUGGAUAUAGAAGACUGUAACGGGCGAGCCUACAUACCUGGAAUCUGCUCUUCCUGGAAGGUGAGUGGCUGCGUGCGCCCUGCCAGCGACGCAGACAUGCACACGCAGCCCGGAAUCCAGCGCUGUUUCCAAGGAGUUGGAUGUGAUAACACUCCAGGGUAUCUCCAGCAAGGCAGCGGGGAUUCCUCCCUGGAGAAGGAAUUCACCUCGGCGAUCGUGGGCCCCACGGUGAGCACCCCCAACAGCCAGCACUCCUCCCCGAGCCGCUCCCUCAGCGCCAACUCCAUCAAGGUGGAGAUGUACAGCGAUGAGGAGUCCAGCCGGCUGCUGUCGCAGGACGACCGGAUGCUGGAGAAGGAGGACAGUGUCAUCGUGGAGGACUCGCUCUCGGAGCCCCUGGGCUACUGCGACGGGACGGGCCCGGAGCCGCACUCCCCCGGCGGGAUCCGCCUUCCCAACGGGAAGCUGAAGUGUGACAUCUGCGGCAUGGUUUGCAUCGGCCCCAACGUGCUCAUGGUGCACAAGCGCAGCCACACCGGAGAAAGGCCCUUCCACUGCAACCAGUGCGGAGCCUCCUUCACCCAGAAGGGAAACCUCCUGCGCCACAUCAAGCUGCACUCGGGCGAGAAGCCCUUCAAAUGUCCCUUCUGCAACUACGCCUGUCGCCGGCGGGACGCGCUCACCGGCCACCUCCGCACGCAUUCCGUCUCCUCCCCCACCGUCGGCAAACCCUACAAGUGCAACUACUGCGGCCGGAGCUACAAACAGCAGAGCACGUUGGAGGAGCACAAGGAGCGCUGCCACAGUUACCUGCAGAGCCUCAAUCCCGAGCCGCAGGCGCUGCCCGGGCAGCAAGGUGAGGAGAUGCGGGACCUGGAGAUCGUGCCCGAUUCCCUGCUCCACCCCUCGGCCGAGCGGCCGACCUUCAUCGACCGCCUGGCCAACAGCUUCACCAAACGGAAACGCUCCACGCCGCAGAAAUUCGUGGGGGAGAAGCAGAUGCGCUUCGCCCUCUCCGAGCUCCCCUUCGACGUGAACUCCAGCUUCGAGAAGGACGUGGAGGUGGUCUCGGCCCACCACCCCCUCGACGCCUCCUACGGCGGCCCCCUGUCCCUGCUGGGGGGGGAGCACCUGCGCUCGCUCCGCCUGCCCCCCACAAACUGCAUCUCCGAGGUCACCCCCGUCAUCAGCUCCGUCUACACCCAGAUCCAGGCGCUGCCGGCGCGGCUGGAGCUGCCGGGGGGCCGGGAGGCCGCCGAGGGCCACGAGGAGGUGCCCGACGGGGUGUCGGUGGUGUUCCGGGCCCGGGAGCCCAGCGGGUCUCCCUCCAACGGCUGCCAGGACUCCACGGACACGGAGAGCAUCCACGAGGAGCGGGGCUCGCAGCUGGCGCCCGGGAGCAGCCGGCACAGCCCAGCCUACGCCAAAGAGGAGCCCAAGGGGCCGGAGGGACCCCCGGGCGCCCGGUGCACCCCCAGCUCCGCCAAAGAAUCCCUGCGGGUGCUCAACGAGGACGGGGAGCAGCUCCGGGCCUUCAAGUGCGAGCACUGCCGGAUCCUCUUCCUGGACCACGUCAUGUUCACCAUCCACAUGGGCUGCCACGGCUUCAGAGACCCUUUCGAGUGCAACAUCUGUGGCUACCACAGCCAGGACCGGUACGAGUUCUCCUCCCACAUCGUGCGGGGCGAGCACAAAAUCGGCUGAACCCCCUCCGGGCCCCCCCAGCCCAGCCCAGCCCAGCCCAGCCCAGCCCCCUCCUCAGUUCUCCCCCUGUCUCUAGCGCAGCCCCUCCAUCCCUAGGGCAUGGAACUGUUGGUUUUUCUUUUAUACUCCUUUGCACUGACUUUGGCUACAAAAAAGUAUUUAAAAAAAAAUUUUUUUCGAUAAUUAAAAAAAAAAAAAACACAAAAACAAACCACGAACCAACCGGCCCCGCCGAGGGGGAGCCCUUAAUCUGCCUUUUUAUAAACGGAGUUAUUUAAAUAUUGAAUAUUAACGGACUUUUUUGUGCUUUCCCCCCACCUCCCGAGCCUCCUUCCGUUAUUUAUUAAGCUUUUGAGUUUCCCUUUUUAUAACUCUCUCGGUUUUUUUACCCAAAGAAAGUCUCAUUUGAACUUUUGAGACUGUUCCCCCCCGUCCUGCCCCGUCGGCUCCUCUCCGAGCCCAUUCCUUGGUGCGAGCCCGGCAUUGCCCGUCCCCAUUCCCGGGCAAAGUAAACCUCAAAUUAGGUGCUAAACCCCCAUGGGACCCCCCCAGCCCCCAGCCUGACCCCCUCCAGCCCUGAGGGAGCCGCUGCAUCCCGAGCUUUGUCUGGGAAACCCCCGGAGUGGGAUGUGGGGACCCCCAGGCGCCUUCCCAGCUCCCCCCUCGUGGGGUUCAGAGCCCCCCGGCCCCAUGUGGGGGUGAUGGGGGUCCAUGUCUGCCCCAAAAGUGAAGGAUGGAUCCAUCCUGUUCCUGGGAUCUCCUCCUCCUGCUCUUCCUCGGCACAGGCCGGAAUCUGCUGCAGGGCAGGA